Messenger RNA from Varanus komodoensis (Komodo dragon), 3048 nucleotides. RefSeq names its product protein tyrosine phosphatase receptor type N2 (gene PTPRN2). The record is from RefSeq and is a predicted model, not a curated record. Gene Ontology annotation, biological process: protein dephosphorylation. Gene Ontology annotation, cellular component: secretory granule. Lineage: Eukaryota; Metazoa; Chordata; Lepidosauria; Squamata; Varanidae. Bases 1 to 3048 code for a protein of 1015 amino acids. The transcript is spliced from 22 exons. Gene Ontology annotation, molecular function: protein tyrosine phosphatase activity.
AUGAGCUUUACUGCAAACCAGGCUUGCUUGACAGAUGGAGUGUUUGGAAAGUGUCAGCAGGUACCAGUGAUAGAUGUAUACAAGUAUGAAGUUUCACCACUCGUACUCCAGCACUUACGAAUUGUCUUAGAGAAGUUGUUGCACAGAGGUUUUACAUGGCAAGAUGAUUAUACACAGCAUGUUAUUGCCCGUGAACUCUCAAAUCUCCCUAAGAUCCAUGACUGGCACUCUGAGACAUUCUCAUCAAAUGAUUUAGAUUCACCAAGGACUUCAAAACAGAAUUCUGACAGCAACAGGAAUUUAGUCCUGGGAAGAGACAUGAACUUCAUUAAGUCUCCUCAGCAAUACCUUGCCUACCUGGAUUUUCUAUCCCAGUCCCCAACUCCAGAUUUGUAUUCAAGGAUAAAGGGUAAUAAAGCCUCUCUUAAGAUUGAUAUCCCAUCUGACACCAUAAUCAACUACAUGGUACAGAACUCUAAGGGGAAAAUACCUGCUUUAACCCAUUCAGGAGCAGCUAAUUCAAAAUAUUUUGAAAAAUUUCCCGUGAGACCCUUUAGCCAACCACAGAUAGAUACAUUCCCACUAAAGCCGGAAGAAGAUUUUGACAGAAAAGCUCUACUGGCAGCCUUAAAUGCAUACAUUUCUCAGAAGAUGGCAGCAAAAGACCUUGAUGGAAGUUCAUCUGUUAGCAGGACUAAAGAAUCUACCCCUUAUACCAGUAGGCUCAAGCUCAAGUUUCCUCAGAUUGACCACCUUGAUGGAAUGGUGUCCAAAGAAAAUACAGGGGAUUUUGACAUGAAGUCACCUUUCCCACGGAGGCCUGUAUAUGGAUUGGUACCUAGUUCUGUCCAGAGUGAUUUGAGGGUCCCUCUAACUCCAGUAGAUGAAAUACUUAUUCAAGAUGUUCUGAGGGACCUGAAGAAACAUCAUGUGGAUGUAGAUAAGUUGAGCCCACUGGAGCUGGAUGAGAUGGCUGAUAUUAUUGCUGAUGCUAUUCAAGGUGUUGAUACAGAUGAAGAAAAGAAAAAUGCCGCUGGGAAGGUUGAAGGAGAGAAAACAGAAAAGGGAAUGGAUGCAGAAGGAAAAGAUGAUUAUGAGAUGGGAUUAAUGAGUGAAGGUUAUCACAUGCAAGAUGAGAGAGCCCAGGAUGAAAAUACUAGGAUCAAAGAGGAGGGAAAUCAUUUGAAUACAGAACAAUUUGAUUUUGUGAAUGAAAAUAUGGCAACUUCACCUAAGGAGACUUUUCCGAAAGACCCCUUUAAAAUAGAAAGGAAGAAGUCAGAGGAUUUAGAUCUUUCCUUGUCUUCCUCUGAAGAAGUGAAGACUGGGAUUGAAAAUGUGAAGAGCAAAACAUUCUCAAGAGAGCUAGUAGCUCAGAAGAAAGCUGGGUCAGAACCUAGCUCUAAAGAGCGGACUGAACUUCAUCAGUGGAUUAUGAAUACUUUGAUUCAGAAUGAAAAUACUUAUGAAGAAACUGAGGAAAAGAUGGGAGAAGACCUACAGCUAGAUGCAAAAUCUUCUAAAGAAGAGGAAUAUGGCUACAUUGUGACAGAGAAAGAUUCUCUGAGUGAGGAAAAGGGUUUGGAGUUAAUAAAAGAAGUUGCCGGCCUUCUGAAGCUCCAGAUGACAGCCUUUGCUGAUAUCAACAUGCUGGGCCCAGCUGUGACUUUCCAAGUGCGCUCAAAUGCCCUCAAUGUCACCACUGCUGAUGUUGCCAAAGCAGCAGAUGACAACAAAGACAUGCUUGAAAAAGCAACGGGACUGAAAAUUCUCCUGACUGGAAUGGUGGAGAAAAGCAAGCUGCAACUUCUGCCCCACCAUGCCCAGGAAGAGACCACCAAAUUCAUCAUACUAACACUGCUCUCCAUUGCUUGCAUUUUUGGAGUCCUUGUGACUUCUGGAGUCAUCUAUUGCCUCCGCCACGGCUCUCAUCACAAACUGAGGGAGAAGCUGACUAGCCUAGGCUCCGAUGCUGGCUCUGAUGCCACCGCUGCUUAUCAGGAGCUGUGUCGUCAGCGUAUGGCAGUAAAAUCAUCAGAUCACCCAGAGCCUCUGCAUACUUCCCGUAUUAAUAGCAUAUCUUCACAGUUCAGCGAUGGAACCAUUCCAAGUCCUUCUGCUCGAAGCAGUACUUCAUCCUGGUGUGAAGAACCAGUUCAGUCCAAUAUGGACAUUUCCACCGGUCACAUGAUACUGUCCUAUAUGGAAGAUCACUUGAAAAACAAGAAUCGUCUGGAUAAGGAAUGGGAAGCACUUUGUGCUUAUCAAGCUGAGCCCAAUGCAACCAACAUGGCCCAUAAGGAAGAAAAUGCCCAAAAGAACCGUUCUCAAGAUGUAGUAGCAUAUGAUCAUUGCAGAAUAUGUUUAAAAGCUGAAAACAGUCACGACAAUUCAGAUUACAUCAACGCAAGCCCGAUUAUGGACCAUGAUCCUAGGAAUCCUGCAUAUAUAGCUGCACAAGGUCCCCUGCCUUCUACGGUCACAGACUUCUGGCAGAUGGUCUGGGAAAACGGCUGUGUCGUUAUUGUCAUGCUGACACCCCUUGCUGAAAAUGGAGUCAAACAGUGCUACCACUAUUGGCCAGAUGAAGGGUCAAACCUCUACCAUAUCUACGAGGUCAAUCUGGUUUCUGAACACAUCUGGUGUGAAGAUUUCCUUGUGAGAAGCUUUUACUUGAAAAACCUUCAAACCAAUGAAACACGGACAGUGACACAAUUCCAUUUCCUUACUUGGCAUGACCAGAAGGUUCCCGCAUCCGCAAGGUCCCUUCUGGAUUUUCGCAGAAAAGUAAACAAGUGCUACAGGGGUCGUUCUUGUCCAGUAAUUGUUCAUUGCAGUGAUGGUGCAGGAAGAAGUGGAACCUACAUCCUAAUUGACAUGGUUCUCAAUAAAAUGGCCAAAGGUGCUAAAGAGAUUGAUAUUGCUGCUACUCUGGAGCACUUGCGAGACCAGAGACCUGGCAUGGUCCAGACAAAGGAACAGUUUGAGUUCGCAUUGACAGCAGUUGCAGAAGAGGUGAACGCAAUACUCAAAGCACUUCCACAGUGA